GGACCAUCUAGCGUGGACCCAAAAGCGGUUUAACUGAAGGAAUGGGACGUAAUAACACAAAAUGGCCUUAUGAAAUUAAUUAAAUCGAUGUCAAAACGAAUUAAAAUGUGCAAGAUGUUGGGUUGGAAACAGCAAUUACCUACUAAUAUUCAAAAUAAAAUCUUUUGUUUAAAAACGUAUUUAGCUUCUUUGCUUAGUACUAGAAAACAGGGAUUUUUUCAGUCAAACCUGAAAGAAAUAAAAUUUCAAUGUUUUUCUUCAUAGCGUGAAAAUUAGGAAUGUGAUUGAAUGCGAAAGUCAAACAUAUAUUAGUCGUCCCGUUUCUUUGCUCGCAUGUAUGUUUCACUAAACUAAAUAAUCUUGUUUAGUUUUACGUAGAUUUAUUCCAUUUAUUUUAGCAUAUGUAUUUUUUUUUGUUUACAUUGAUUUAACUUCGAUUAGACUUAAAAAAAUACAAAUACGUCCUAUGGUAAGCAGUCGUGGUAUGGUAUGCGAAUCAGAUUGGAGCCCAAACGGUUCUGUAUAGCACACAAUUUUUUUUAAGUUAUUUUUAUGUGAGAUCGACCCACAUAUAACUCUAAAUUUUAGGCCCAGUAGUUUCAGAUUUAAGAUGAGGAACGGCCAAUUUUUGCCUGUUUUCUUAAAUAUUCUUAAAUGCUUAAAAUAUAAGUAAUUCAUGAUUCUCUCAACAAACCCCAUAAAUAUACAAAACAUGGUAGGUAAGGAUACUGAUUUCAUCGACCAGGAUCGGGGCUAAAAUGAGAAAAUCAACUAAAAUAAGGAAGACAUGAUGCAGAUAGAUGAAAAGGAUAAGAUAGAUGUAAGGUAUGGAACUAGUAUGAUGCAAACGAUAUUACAAGUUGAAUAUCUUGUGUUCGGGGUAUCUCAACUCUUUAUGUAUUGCUGGCACAGCAACGAUGUAAUGUACACUAGCGAGAAUGUAAUCCACGGCCCCUACGAAAGCAGAUGGUGGUCUGAGAAUGCUCUCCGCAAGGACCUCGUCAUAUUACUGGGGCAGUACCGCAAAGAGAUUGUAUUUUCUGCAGGGCCUUUCACCAAUCUAACUCUACCCACUUUUAUAAGUAUUUUGAAAGGUGCCUACAGCUACUACACAUUGUUGACCAAGUCACGAACAGAUAUUUAAAAGUAGAGCAGUGGCUGUAGAUAUUUUUAGUUAACGAGUUCACCUCACUUCUACUAUCUUGUAUAUUGUCUAAGUACUUUAAAAAUGUAUUAAAUUUAGAAAAAAAAGUAAAUAUUAUGUUUGCUAACUGUGAUUUAUUAUAUAGAUGUAUAUCUUUCAUCAUGGAUAAUUUAUUUGUUUUGUUUUAUUUGCGUUAUUGGCAUUUUCAUGGGUAAUUAUUUGGAAAAACUAGUAUUUAUUUUGUGAAAAUAAGAAUGUAAUAUAGAUAAUACAUAAAAUGGCCCAUUAUGUCUGUUUGUCGAGGAAUUUAUCUGAUCCCAGGAUAAUUGAAACGUGCGAAAGCUAAUAUCUCGCGGAUUACCUAUAUUAUUUUUUCCAAUAUUCUUUGUUCUUGUAUAAAUCUGGUAAGAUUAUUGUAGGUGAAUUAAAAAACGAUGCAGUGAGAUUAAAUAAAUAAAGUGAACAUAAAUAUUAAGACUUAAUAAGGAUGUUAACAGUUUUUUUUACGUAUCUACUUAAGUACUUGUCGUUUUGAAGCAUUUCCGCUAAACUCUUAACUCAGCGGUGAAUGUGUUUUCUUUAAUAACUAUGUACUUACUAAUAUUGUCACCUUGUACGAUAGUAAAAUUUUUGCUUAGUUUAGUGCCUAUGAUGUACGAAAUACAUUGCCGCUCGAAAAAACAUCAAAAGUUAAUUGUGCUCUAGUACUCGUUGUUGAGACUAAAUAAAAAAAUUCUUCCAGGAUAGCUAGAAAAAAUAGCACUAUAACCUACGCCUAGUUUAAGUUUGCAGUUAUAUCAAAAAUACAUAUUUAGUUGACUUAGUUAUUAUAAAAAAUCAGAAAAUUAGACAUUCAUUUUAAUAACAUUAAAAUCACGUUAAAUUCACUGACUGUAUACCUAUACAACCAGAUUUGUAAGCAUAGGUAAUAAUUUAACCGCUUAAAUUGUAUGCAUAACAAUGGAUCAGAGCAUAAUAAAUUCUGAUACAAACAUUUGCAAAUCUAUUUUAACAACCACCGUAUACGAAAUUGUUUGCCAAAACAAAGGUACAGCGCGUUCAAUUCCGCGUUAAAAUUAUGUAAAUAGCAGGGACAAAGUGCUCAGGUGCCAAGUUUUUGUCUGUACCCAAAGUAAUUUACAUAGGUCGGUAAGAAAAAUACUUGACACUUACUACAGAACACUUUUUGAGUCAGCUUAGUUAGAGCUUUUUAGAAUAAAAAAAUAGUUUGACUUACAUACGUGUUAUUAUCAAAGUGGUUGUUCUUUAUUCAGAUUUCGGGUAGUUACUGAUCGCUUCGAUGAUUCGCAUCUUACGACGGUAGCUGUUAAGUUCUUAUUUGUUAACUGGGGAGCCAGCAAAUGUGUGGCAGUUGGACGUCAGGUUUAUCACUACUACAAGCAAAUUAAAAUACAAAAAAAUAUUUUCUUCUUUGUUUUCAAACAACAAUAGGAUUAAGCGUAAAAAAAUCCAUAUUAAUAUUUGAAAUAAAUUCUGAAAACAACGUGAUUUCAUAAACAAAAUAACAGAGACAUUGAAACGCAUUUACCGGAUUAUAUCGGAAGAGGGCCAAUAAGGUUCUCGUUCAAUUUUAUUAAUCUUCCGUACAAUAAAGUUUAAGCAAAAUGGAUCAUCGUAAUCGCCAACCUUGACAUAAAACUGUCAUAUGCCACGGUUUUGCCAGCUCCGUUGCAGGGUACUUGUAACAAUUAAGUUACCUACGAACUGAAACUUAGGUACAGUCAGCAUCAAAAGUAGCGGAUCAAAUAACGUUUCAUAAGUAUCUACCAUUCUGUAACUGCUUAAGAAAGAUAUACUUUAGAGCGCGAAUUGUAGAAAUUUAUCUAUACUUGGAAAAGUUAUCCAGAAUAUCAGAUACUUUUGGCGCGUUGUCUCAUCCGCUACUUUUGAUGCUGACUGUACCUACUAAGUUAAAUGAAAUAACUUGUGAAAAUCGAAUCGUAUUAAUGUUAAAGAACGACAACGUCUUAUGAAAUUAAAUGAGUCUUUUCCUAAAUAAAUAUGCUCUCACUAAUUAAAAUAGAACCUUGUAUAGUCGCAUCCAGAUAAAACCAUGAAACUUGGAAUGGCUAUAAUAAAAAACGGAAGUGGAAAUAACUCGUCAAAUGUUUUCCCCCUUCUUUUGAUAACUGUUUUUGACAUGAUUGAACCUUGUUUUGAUAACCUGAUGAAUUAAAUACAAGCUUAGACCCCAAGGAACAUACAUAGACCUUUAUUAAAUUGUAGAAAUUUAUUGAGAGCACUACUGACCUUUCAAUAGGUAACCCAUGAUACAUACAUCCAUCUAUUUCGGCCACUUAAGUAUGCUUUACAUUUGUUUUUAGACAUUAGACGUUUGCCGUUGACAUAUGUACCUGACGGAUAUUUUCAUGUAACUCUAAACAAUAAUAAUAUUUAUUCUUGAACCAAUUUAUCAUUUAUGCAAUUCUUAAAAACACAAGUAACUUAAAAUACAACACGAUACAUUCGUUAAAAUAAUAAUAAAAACAAAAACAUACAGAUUAAAAAAUAAAUAUAAAAUAAUCCACCCUGAAUCGUAUCCGGCUCAAUGGUCCCCAUUAUUCCCGCUGCGUUUCCCCGCUGAACUGCAAUGGAAACCUGCUGAACCAAAUACGACCCAGAGCGAGGAUCGCAGCCCCUCUCGCGCAAACGGCGCCCUAAUUCUUUAAUAAAAGCGCGAGCCUCUGACCCCCAAGGCCCUGCCGUCUCGAUCGCCACCGGCACAAAGUCGUACGAAGAUUCCAGCGCGGCGUACUUCGCGUGCUUAGCCCGUGCCGCGGACUCCGCUGCUGAGCCAGCACAGCUUGUGGUCUGCCUCAAAUGGGAUGGGACUCUAAACUCAAAACUUUACUAUAAAAAUACUACGCAUUUCAUUAAUAAUUGUACCUACAUCGAUGCCUUGAUUUAUCAAUAUAAAUAUAUGUAUUAGUGACUUACCCGUCAUUUAGCAGGUCAUUCAUAAAAAUCUUCAAAAUCAGAUCAUAAUCCACCAAAUUAAAAUUUUAGCCAUCCGCUUUUAAAACACGUAUUAUGUUAUAUUUCGUGGACCUUAACUCGAAUUCAUUGUGAUGGUUAUAAUUAAAAAUACCAACGAAUAUAAAUUUUGAAAUUAACUAGUCUUAUCGUAAGUAAUAAGUAAGCAAUUAAAUAGGUAAUUACCCGUAAUUAUGUAUACCUUUUAUAAUGUUUCUACGUUACUAUAUUUUUAUUAAAAGAAGUAUUUUUUAUGAACGUUGUCGUGGGUGGGUAGCAUUCCUCCAUAAUAUAAUAUAAUGUUAUUAAUUCCACACACACCCUUCACGUUAUGGUAUGAAUUUUUAUAGCCACCGCUUAUGAAUACAGACCUUUUGAUGUACUGUGGCGACUAAUCGUUACGGCCUUUCCAGAGGAAACCGUUAAUUGAAAUUCUAAGUGACGUAGCGGGUCAUGAUGGUUUAGGGUUUUUUUUUUUUGGUAUAUCUAUCUAUCUAUUUAUAGCGGCUAUUUGGUUGUCCCUAUCCCACAGUGACCUAUCCCACAAAACUUUACAAGUGUAUAAGUUGUUAGAUUUGUAGCUGGCCCUCAACGGCUUAUCUUUUGUCCAUUGUUAACUAAAACGGCGCGUGCCACUACCUGCAAAAAAAGAGUCGUAUAAUUCUAAUUGGCACCUGAGCGCGGGCUAGUCCAACGCUCAAAAAACCAGUGUAGGUGUGCUCUCCGAUAACGCGUCUUUGUUACGCAUAUCGAGGACACAUUUUAGGCUGGUUCGGUAGCGUUAGACUCGCCGGCACUCAGUAACCGUAUAGUGACCACACAAGAACUCGCAAAUUAUUUUUCCAUUUGUUCAUUUUGAAUCUUAUUUCAAUUACCAUAGGAGUUGUAAUUAAAUAACCGGUUACAGUGACCGGGCCCUUUUUUUGCAGGUAGUGGCACGCGCCGUUUUAGUUAAUAAUGGACAAAGGAUAAACCGUUGAGGGCCAGCUACAAAUCUAACAACUAUAAAUACAAUUCGACUAAAGUGUUAAAAUGUAAACAAAAAAAUGUACCACAUUCAUUCCAAAUAUGUAUUCGUUACGUGUUUGCAGUGUACAAAUAUGUCACUUUUGUGAAAGCGUAUCACAAAGAAUAAAGGUAUGUCACGACAGCUACGUAUUUGUAGGAUUGUUGAUUUGUAAAAUACAAGCUUAAACGCUUUUCUAGAUUAUGCAAUAUUACACAUGUCAAAUAACCGCACUUCUUUUCGUGAAGGUAACUAAACUAUAUGAAUUUAUUUUUUCAGCAGGUCUAUUUCGCAAAAUGGUACUGAUGGU
Cydia pomonella (codling moth) is the source of this 5454-nucleotide messenger RNA. Its product is annotated as odorant receptor Or2-like. Gene Ontology annotation, biological process: detection of chemical stimulus involved in sensory perception of smell; sensory perception of smell. The record is from RefSeq and is a predicted model, not a curated record. Gene Ontology annotation, cellular component: plasma membrane. The transcript is spliced from 4 exons. Gene Ontology annotation, molecular function: odorant binding; olfactory receptor activity. Lineage: Eukaryota; Metazoa; Arthropoda; Insecta; Lepidoptera; Tortricidae. Bases 788 to 1144 code for a protein of 118 amino acids.